This is a messenger RNA of Agrilus planipennis (emerald ash borer), 3430 nucleotides long. RefSeq names its product (E3-independent) E2 ubiquitin-conjugating enzyme UBE2O. Bases 122 to 3325 code for a protein of 1067 amino acids. The transcript has 11 exons. The record is from RefSeq and is a predicted model, not a curated record. Lineage: Eukaryota; Metazoa; Arthropoda; Insecta; Coleoptera; Buprestidae.
AUAAUGUCAAAAAAGCACGUUGGCCGCGUAUGUUUAAGUAUAAAAAUGGUGUUUGGUAUUUAAUUCUUAAAUUUCAGUUUAAAUAAAAACCAAUUAAUAUAAAAUAUUAUUUAUUUCAAAAAUGUCUACAACAACAAAGGAAUUCUAUUCUAAUGAUAUUGUAUAUCGUUUCGAUAAAAAGAAAAGGAUUAAUUUUGGUGUCGUAGUUGAUAGUUGGGAGGGCUCCACAGAUUCGGAUGACUCCAGCCCCUUGCUUAAGGGGCAAGUGCGAGUGUGGUGGUUCAACAGUUCUAGAGAAACCGUAUCAAAGCAGAGCAAAAUUCGUCUUUUAAGUCGAAGUAUUAUUCCAGGAGACAUAGUAUGUAGAUCGAAUGGCAAUAACUUGCGAAAGGGGUACUGCAGGGAAUCCAAGCAAUAUGCAACUGUACAAAUUGUUGGCACAGAUAAAAUUAUUGAGAAAGUUCCAAGCAAUAGACUUCCCACACUUGCACAUUAUGAAAAUAAUGAUGCUGUAUGCUUGGGCAAUAAAUUUGGUCGAAUUCAGAAUGUUGAUGAAAAAAUCACAAUGCAUGCAAAAUGUGGAUCAACUGUGACAAUAUUUGCUAGUCUUAAUCAUGAGAUAGAAGAUUACUGGUUAACAAGACGUCAUAGAGGAUAUUAUGAGCAUUUUUAUGCUGGGCAAGAAGUGACCUGCACACCAAAUAAUUUAAUACAGCCUGUUUGGUUGAAUCGCACAAAAGUAAUGAAAGCCAGCAUGCAAAAGAGGCAAAGGUUCACCAUACAAAGUGUUGAACCCACUGACAUAGAAGUUGCCUGGUAUGACAAUGAUUCCAUGUCAAAUGUAAACAUGAGCAAUAUAAAGAAAGAUGAUAUUAAAAAUUUAAAAGUUGUGGAACCUGUUGAAAAGGCCCAUUUAGUUGAUUUAGCAGAACGCAGAAUGUUAAAAUUAAGUUCUUCAGAUGUAUUACUUAAGAAAAAAGACUGGGUUAAAAAGCAAUGGUCUUUAUAUCAACCUGAAUAUUUUAAAAAUGUCAAUUCCAAAGUAGCAAAUCCAAAUACGCAUCAUAAAAAAAAAGGGAGUAAAUCAAAAAUUCGUCGCCCUUCCCUUGUUUCUUCAAUUUCAAGGGAAAGUGCUCCAGAAGAAAAUGAUGAAGGAUGGUGGACUGACGAAGUUGAAGAAGAAAUUUCCGAAAACGCUAGUGUCUCUAGUAAUAUGUCUGGGGGUCCCUUAAAAACGCGUCAUUUUCCUCCAAAAUCUAAAGAACUUGUACCAGGAAGUACACUUGCAGUUGAAGUACUUUGUAUGGACUCGAAGGCAACAGUUGUUUGGCAAGAUGGGACUGAAGAAAGGGAUAUUCCCACUACCCAAUUAAAUUAUUCAAUCUCACUGGAUGAUCAUGAAUUCUACCCAGGUGAAUGGGUGGUAGAAGAAGGAAAAUCAGAGACUUUGUAUGGUGUUGUGCAAUCCGUUGAUCACACCGAAAGAACUGCAAAAGUAAAAUGGUUUACACGUAUUGGUCAAGAAGACACCCAUGCUGUAACCAGUGAAAAGAGUGUGUAUGAUUUAAAAAAACAUUCAAAAUUCAUUUUCCGUCCAGGAAGCAUAGUUAAGAAAGUGCCUGUGGAGCCUGAAAAGCUUGGAUAUGUAAUAGACAGCUAUCCAGAAGGCAGUGUAGGAGUUCAGUGGAUUGAUGGAACAAUAGAAAGUUGUUCUCCAUACAGUAUUGAGCUCAUUCCCGAAACAAUCGAAUAUGAAAUUUCCUUAGAGGAUAACGAUAGCGUACAAGUGAUUUCAUGGGAAACAGAAAGUAUAGAAUCUGUAGCUGGAGACAUGACUGACGAAACCACUUUACAAAAUAUGGCAGCACGUUUGGACUUUGUUAGAGGACGAGUUAUUUAUUUGAAAGAGGUUUUUGGCAUGCACACAAUCGAAGAGAAUUUUUCUCACUUAAAAGAACUGUUAACAGUAUACGACAAUUGUAGUUACUUAGAUAAGUUAUUGGAAACUUCGUUUUUCAGCUUAAAAAGUAAACAUUUCCAGAUUUUACUGAGCCAAGUAAAGGAAAAAGCUAAGUCUUUUGGAGUAGAAUUGCGAGGAAGAUUGUUUUCAAAUACUGAAUCUAUGUGCCAUACAUUCAAAUCCAAAAAUCCAGAAAAAGAAAACAUAAAUAAACUUGUUAAGCUUGAACAUAAAAUUCAAACUCAAAUAGGAAACACCAAAGAAAGUGAAGAAUCAACAGCACCUCAGACUCCUGAAACUGAACUUUCAACCCCCCUACAAGGUAAUAUUUGCAUCGAAUUGUUAUCUAUGAUAAAAGUACGUAUGGAUUUGGCCUAUGCUGAAAUAAUAUCAAGAAUAGGUAGUCCACAGGCCUUUUCUGUUAUGACAAAUGCGUCUGAAAAGGCUGCCACUCCAUCUACAGUUACCCCCAUGCCUAGUAUGCCCGUCACCCCUGACGAGUCCUUCUGCAUAUUUAGCUCACCAAAACUUGACAAGUCUGUGAUAACCAAGUACGAGAAUGAACCCUAUGUCAUAAUCGAAGAAGUACCCACAUCCCAUCAUUUUGCUUCUACCAAAUUUGAACCAUGGGACAAAGCAAAGUUUUAUAGAGCAGUUCAAAAAGAAUAUAAAUUACUUAAAGAGUCUUUACCCCCAGGCGUUUGGGUACGAUCUUAUCAAAAUAGAUUGGAUUUAUUGUCUGUACUGAUUGUUGGACCUGCCAGGACUCCCUAUGAAGAUGGUCUGUUCAUGUUUGAUGUUCAAUUGAGUCCUGAUUAUCCCAGAUCGCCUCCUGUUGUUCAUUACGUCAGUUACAGUUCAGAAAGACUCAACCCAAACUUAUAUGUUGAAGGAAAAGUGUGUGUCUCUUUAUUGGGAACGUGGAUGGGUCGUGGGACUGAAGUGUGGGGUCCCAACAGCACUCUUUUGCAAUUAAUUGUUUCUAUACAGGGUUUAAUUCUCGUAUCUGAGCCUUUUUACAACGAAGCAGGGUAUGAAAAAAUGGUUGAAUCUCAGCAAGGACAGGAAAACUCACGCAAUUAUAAUGAACUUGUGAUUCUUAAACUGGUACAGUCCAUGACAGAAAUGCUUCUGCAUCCUCCGGAAGUGUUCAAACAGGAAGUGAUUACACAUUUUUCUAAAAAUGGUGAUAAACUGGUAAGAAGACUACAGAACUGGUGCGAUGACAAUUGUACUUCUAAACCUGAAUUUUCGUUACUUCCGGUCAGCCGGGGGCUUAAAUUGUCUCUCAACACAGCAUUAUCAAGUUUUGAAGAUGUGCUAAAGGACAUACAACAGGAAACUAAUGCGAACAAACAAAAAUAGUAAGAAAUUAGCUUAUAUUUAUAGCAAAUUGUUGAUAUGGGACUGUUAAGGAAACUUUGUAUCAAAUAAUAUUAAAAUUCCUGUUUUUAGAGUAGUAUACCUUUA